This is a messenger RNA of Verticillium nonalfalfae, 1068 nucleotides long. RefSeq lists its product as uncharacterized. Bases 1 to 1068 code for a protein of 355 amino acids. The record is from RefSeq and is a predicted model, not a curated record. Gene Ontology annotation, molecular function: tRNA (cytidine-N3)-methyltransferase activity. The transcript has 2 exons. Lineage: Eukaryota; Fungi; Ascomycota; Sordariomycetes; Glomerellales; Plectosphaerellaceae.
AUGGCGUCUUCGUUGACUCCCGCAUCUGGCGCCUCGGCAGACGAGCCAGGCCUGGUCGAGAAGACGGCCGCCCUCGCGCUUGCCCAGCCAGAUGCGCAGCCCAAGAGCCAGGAUUCACCACCGGCUCACAGAUCUCACGACCCGGAGAACAACCUGAAGCGGAGCGACCCGUUUCAGUUCGGCAGUCGUCUCUUCAACGAGGGGGACAACGUCUACGAGUUCAAUGCAUGGGACCAUGUCGAGACUGACGAUGCAUACAAGGAGUAUGCUGAAGAGCAGUACGAGAUGCAGCGUCAGUCUCCAGUCUCUGACUUUGACAAGAAUAGGCUCAAUGCCAACCCAGCUCGUAUGUGGGAUCUGUUCUACAAGAACAAUACUGCCAAUUUCUUCAAGAAUCGCAAGUGGCUGCAGCAGGAAUUUCCUAUCCUUGGUGAAGUGACCAAGGAGGAUGCCGGCCCUGCGGUGAUUCUGGAAAUUGGUGCCGGUGCCGGCAACACGGCGUUCCCCGUCUUGGCGAAUAACAAGAACACCGCACUCAAGGUCCAUGCUUGCGACUAUUCCAAAAAGGCCGUCGAUGUCAUGCGGGGCCACGAGGAGUACGACACGAAGCACAUGCAGGCUGAUGUGUGGGAUGUGACAAGCGACGAACUUCCCCCAGGCCUGGGCGAGGAGUCUGUCGACGUUGCCAUUCUUGUUUUCAUCUUUUCGGCGCUGAACCCCAAUCAGUGGCAGAAGGCUGUUGAGAACGUCCACCGCCUGCUGAAGCCUGGUGGCCAGGUCUGCUUCCGAGACUAUGGAAGAGGUGAUCUCGCCCAGGUCAGGUUCAAGAAGGGUCGUUACCUGGACGAAAACUUCUACGUGCGGGGUGAUGGGACACGUGUGUACUUUUUCGAGCUCGACGAGCUGAGGACCAUCUGGAAGGGUGUUGUUGAGAAGGAAGGUGAAGCUGCCACAAAGGAGCUGUUCGAGAUCGAGGAUCUCGGUGUUGACAGGCGGAUGCUCGUAAACCGCGCCCGCAAGUUGAGGAUGUACCGCUGCUGGAUGCAGGGUAAAUUCAAGAAGAUAUGA